GGCAACGGCAUUAUUUUUCGCCACAAGGAAGGGCAACGGCAGACGAGGGAGGGGGAAGCGGGGAAAGGAUGACUCCUAAACCCUACGCCCUGGCAUGGAAAGAAGACGCUUUCCCCCUGAACCCUUUGCUCUGCCCAAACUUCUUGAAUAGAGGAGACGAGGAAUGAUUUCUCUUGACUUCACAUCAACCGAUGGAGUACUAGCUAUAAAUCUAAUGGAGAUUUUCAAGCAUUCAAUUGGUGGAGUGUCAUAUGGAGUAGGUAUUACUGAAUUCGAAAAAGGUCAAGCACAGCGGGAAGGGAGAAUAUUGAAUGAGAUUUAUUUAUGGGAGAACUUGGCAAUGGAUGAUGUGGUGGUGAUGUCAAUGGUGUUGAGGAGAUAUAGUUGCAAGUCCAUAAUCAUUGCUGAAGAUGAGGAUGACGAGGAAGAUGUUCAUAUGGUCCCUGAUAACAUUACCGAUGCACCAAGGAAUGAACAUCCAGUUCAUCCUAUGAAUGCAUCAGCACCUCUUGUGCAUCAAGUCACUCAACAAGAUACAGGUAAAAGAAAAGUGGACUAGCGGAGGCUGGAGGGCGAUGCUACGAUGAUGU
Molecule: messenger RNA, 590 nt
Organism: Zingiber officinale
Lineage: Eukaryota; Viridiplantae; Streptophyta; Magnoliopsida; Zingiberales; Zingiberaceae
Exons: 6
Coding region: 164-559 (131 amino acids)
Source: RefSeq, a predicted model, not a curated record